AUGCCUGUCCAUACAGUCAACGAUUCAUCUGACCUAGAUGCUAAGGUCUCUUCUCGCCUUCAGCGCGUCUGUAUAACAAGCCUUACUUUCACCUAUGACCCCUCACACAGAUGUGUAAAGGCUAGAUUGGUUCACAAAGGUCCUGUGCUAUCCUGCGUGCAGAAAGGUGAUGUAGAAAUGCUUAAAGCCGAGAUCAGAGAGGAGGACCCCCCUCAGAGCACCACUGAACAUACAUCAAUCAAUGUCAUUCUCUUUGGCACGUUAGCCAAGGACUUCUCCCAGUCUGUCAGACAAGGGGACGUUGUCGCAUUAGCUGGCUUCACCAUCAGAAAGUCUCCGUCUUUUCUAAGAGACAAACUGCAUCCCUGUCACCUGGAGAUGGAUGAGAAAGAUGCCUGUGUUUUUGUGUGUCCCUCGGCCUCCCCUUCCCACGGGCCCACUGUCAUCAGUUCUGAGGGAAAGUACACAUAUUCAUCCUUAAACCAGUUGAAGCCCAGAACAGUGGUGAACAUCUACGGUGUGGUGACCUUUUUCAAACAGCCAUUCCCGUCCAAAGGCUCAGAUCACUGCUCCACACUAAAGAUCACAGACCAGUCUGAUGCUAAAGUAGGCUGCACCAUUUUCUCCAGAAACUUGGAGGAUCACCCGGUCAUCUUUAAGGUUGGAGACAUUAUCCGGCUGCACAGAUUCAAGACAAAUACAUUCAAUGACUCCAUUACACUUGUGAACACUUUUGGUUGGUCUACAGUGACAUUCGAUGGAAAGAUUGACAGCCCAAUAGUACCUCGUACAUCCAGCAAGUCAUUUCACUUUGGAGAAUCCGAUAAACGUGCUGUGCAGGAGCUUCGCCAAUGGGCAGCCAGCCAAUUGUUGAUGCCCAGUAAGCCCACAAUCUCCUUGUCCUCAGUACAGCCCAAGAUGUACUUCGAUUUGAGUUGCCAGUUGCUGGCAAAGGCCGUCAUGGAUAGUCGCUGUAUUCUACUAAAGGUGUGGGACGGGACCAAGUGUGAACAUCCACUUCUGAAGGUUGCUGCUGCACCUGACACAUUAGAAGGAGAAUCCACUGUCGCUAAAGACAGGAUGAACUUGACAGCCAACAUUCUGGUCUACGACAAUCACAUGGCGGUAGCUCGAGGCUUAAAGCCUGGCUCAUUCCUUCGCAUCUACAAUCUACGUGCAGUCUCUCAGAGUGCCCCAGACCAGCUGCCAGACCAACCCAAACACCUUGGCUUCCACCUCCACGGGGGCACGUCAUACGGACGUGGUAUACGCUGCCUCCCUGCUGAGAGCCUUGAACUGCAGUCCCUCAGAAGAGUGUUAGAAAAUCAUGCAGCUCUACAUGACGAUGAUGAAGAAGAUGACGGCACUCUGUCGGAGAUUUGGUACACACCGCCAGAGUCUGUAGUCAUGCCAAAUGAUGAAGGACCAGAUGGAGAGGAAGAUGUUGUACCUUCUCAAACAGUUCGGACGUGUGAACACAGCUUGCAAAUGGUCACACUCACCCAGGUGAAAAACUCCACACCCCCACUUGUGUGUCAUGUUCGAGCCCAGGUGAAGGCAUACCAGCCGCAGCAGCUGUAUCAGUGCCUGAAGCUCUUCUGCUCAAAGUGUAAAACUAUGAGAGAGGUCCCAGAUGACAGCAUGAUUGGUAAACUCUUCAGAGAAUCUGCGAAAGAUAACCAACCCUGUCUUGAGUUUUGGGCCGCCUCCUCUUCUGCAAGAUCUACUGAACCAGGCAGAACCAUCUCAAUGCACAUAUCUAGUGAUAUGGUUGGGGAAAGCACUCACACCCAACUCAUUUUCGUCCAGGGAAUGAUUCUGGAUGAGGUUUGCUUGUUAUCACGUGAUUAUAAAAACCUGGUUCCCGUGCGAUCAGAGAAUGGUAGGAUGAGCCUGAUAGAUCUCACAGCUCCCUUCCUCUUUCGUGGAGACAAAAGAUAUUAUGGGUGUAAACACUGUUCUCCGCACACAUUUGAAAACCCUGUGUUUACUGGAGUGGAGAACUGGGAUGAACAGAGAAUUGCAGAAGCUCUUGGGGUCCAGCUGAUGCAGUAUGGAUUAUUAGUCCAAUUUGAACUACAGGACCAGACUGACACAUUAGAGGCUCUGCUGUGGGAGAACUCUGAGAGAUUCUUCCAUGUUUCUGCUGUCGAGACUUCAGCCAGUCAGGACUUGCAGGACAAGGUUCAGACCAUUAUGGACACACUUCAGCCACCAGGAAGCAGUAUGGAAGAACAUCCUUGGCUGGACCUUUGCUUAUCUCUCUACACUGUACAGGACAACAACAGAAAUAACAUUUGCUACCAGAUCACAAGCACAGAAAUUAAAGACUGAGUUAACCUUUGAACAUUUUACAUUUAGAGAAAUUAUGUAAGGACACCUAGAGUUACCAGAUAUUUCAGAAAUGUUUUGUGAAGAAAUGUAAAUGCAUGUUUUAUGCCCAAACACCUA
Messenger RNA from Xyrauchen texanus (razorback sucker), 2451 nucleotides. RefSeq names its product protection of telomeres protein 1-like. Gene Ontology annotation, molecular function: telomerase inhibitor activity; G-rich strand telomeric DNA binding. Lineage: Eukaryota; Metazoa; Chordata; Actinopteri; Cypriniformes; Catostomidae. The coding region runs from base 1 to 2334 and encodes 777 amino acids. The transcript has 20 exons. Gene Ontology annotation, cellular component: nuclear telomere cap complex; chromosome, telomeric region. Gene Ontology annotation, biological process: telomere capping; regulation of telomere maintenance via telomerase. The record is from RefSeq and is a predicted model, not a curated record.